Molecule: messenger RNA, 2100 nt
Organism: Hypoxylon trugodes
Lineage: Eukaryota; Fungi; Ascomycota; Sordariomycetes; Xylariales; Hypoxylaceae
Exons: 4
Coding region: 1-2100 (699 amino acids)
Source: RefSeq, a predicted model, not a curated record
AUGACCGCAGGACCCUCGUCGCACGAUAGGGUCGACUAUCCGAGACACCAGCUUGGCGACCGGGAAACCCAGGGUAUACGUGAAGCUGACGCUAGACGUACUGAAGAAGAUGAUUGUCGAUCUGAGCUAGAGGAAUAUACUUAUUCCAAGAAAAAUGUUGGCUCUUCAUCGGUGCCAGCUAGUCGACAGGAUUUGGAUGCGCUAACGCCGACUUCGCACCAUCGGACAAGGUCGAGCACUAACGAAGCUUUCGCCACCUCUGCUGAUGAGGCUCGUAGAGAUGAGUUCGAAGCAAACAAAAGAUACUCCCUCACUGAGUCUCAGGGGCAUCUAUCGCCAAACAAUUCGGGCUCAGCGACCUCGUCAUCUCUCGAAAGCCCUGCUAGUGCUACAUUCCCCAGAUCCCCUUUGAGCUCGGCGAGUACCGUCGCAGCGGAUCCGUCAAAGCCGUCAGUUCGUUUCACUGACCGUGGACCUCCUCGCGGCAUCGUGAAGCGGCCCACAGUCUCUAGACAGUCUAGCAGCAAUGGGGCGCCCGUGCGGGAGUGGGGAGUCCUCUUCGAUGAGGCCGGUUAUGCUACCGCCCGGAGCGGACAAUUUCUCAGGGGCGUCGCGAGGUAUAUCAUCGAGGACUUCGCGCCUGAGAGCAGUAAUCUCGUCGUGACGCCGGAGAAACUCGUGUUACUGUAUUCGAGAUAUGGUUUAGAUUCGGAGUUGUACCCCUUUUUAGAAAUUUUCAAUUCUAGAGCCAAAGACUUCUACGAUCGCCUUGCCGACUUCUUCAGCGAUCUCGAUUGCCAGUACCAUCUAAUACAGCCCGACGCCUACUCUCGGCCGCGUGUUCCAGCGUUGACGCCGACUGGCUUCGCCCAGUAUUUCACUCUGUGUAUCCUAGCCCAUCCGGACGAAGAGUUCCGCCGUCUAGAUUGGAUCGUGUGCGAUGCUCAAAUUAUGGCUGAUGUUCCUUCAGCAAAUAACGAAGGACAAUUAUUCGAGAAACUUCCAAGGCAGCUCAUCCGCAGCCAAUUCCCCGUCAGACACGACCCCAAGUCAAGAAAAAUCUUGGAAGCAGCUUUGGAGGACCUAGCAUACGAUCUUGGACUUUUAGAAACAUCCCGUCCGAAGUCUCCACUAGCAAUUAUGCCCCCGCCUCCGCCACCUGCGUCAGGGGCGGCUAGUUCCGAGAGGGCCCCUCGGAUUCAGCGCUUCGUGAGGAAAGGCGGCCAUGUCGUUCCUCUAAUCGACGACGAUGACCAUGACCGUGAUAGCUACCGGGAACGUUCCCGGUACGAAGACUCCGGAGAUGAAUCCGACCGAACUCUCGCUUCGCCGCGAGCUUCAAAAGCCGGUCCCCUGAACAGUACCCUUAAGACUUCGACUGCAUCUCUUAGCAAUACAGUUAAUCGGCCUUACCCCACAACUACAUCCGGCGGAACUGCUAUAUACCCCCAUACCCUCGCAAACACGAGCACCAAAACCUACCGCCGUGCGCAAAGCCCGCCUGUAAUUCGUGGAUACCGCGCCUCGGCCCCAGAUGUCAGCAGUAACACAUCGCCCACGAGCUACCACCGAUCAACGGGGUACGCCCCGGUAGAACGAGAACGUAGGAACGCAAUAGUAGACACUAGCCCGACCCACAACCACGGCAGCGGAUCCCGGACCGAACUAGGUCCACCGACACCAACGACGCCUACAUCCUCCACUAUUAGGAGUAGCAGUGGGGCCGCGCUUAGUAAAGCACCCACGCCGAAUACGACUACCAUGACCUUAGUCUCGUCCACAACCUCCUUACCUUCUGCUACCAAUACCGAGCACCACCGGCGCGACUCGCACUCACAUUCACGACAGGAUAGUUUCGGUAGUACAAGAAGAGCUAUCGUAGCCAUGAACACGGGUGAAAAGAAACACCAUAGCCACGGCCAUACUCAUACUCAUACUCGGAGUAACAGCCACAGUAGCAGUCACAGUCACAAAGAUAGGGGACCGACGUGGGAAGAAGUUUUGAAGUCCCAGCCUUCGUCUCCUCAUCACCACAGCUCCCAUCACAGGACGGGAAGCUCCAGUAGUGGUCAUCACUACCGUCACCGUUCAGGCCACUAG